Acanthaster planci (crown-of-thorns starfish) is the source of this 6905-nucleotide messenger RNA. RefSeq names its product E3 ubiquitin-protein ligase UBR2-like. Gene Ontology annotation, biological process: ubiquitin-dependent protein catabolic process via the N-end rule pathway; protein ubiquitination. Gene Ontology annotation, cellular component: ubiquitin ligase complex; cytoplasm. Gene Ontology annotation, molecular function: zinc ion binding; ubiquitin protein ligase activity. Lineage: Eukaryota; Metazoa; Echinodermata; Asteroidea; Valvatida; Acanthasteridae. The record is from RefSeq and is a predicted model, not a curated record.
GAUGGCUGAGAAAGGCAGCCAGGCAGGACCUGGUGAAACUUCGGAGAAAAUGUCCGACUCUCCCUCAACUCUGUCACAGAGUUGGCAGAAAUGCAGUUCCAAGGCAGAAUUGAAGGCUGCCCUCUACAGGUUUUGGCGCGACAACGUGCCACAGGCCUACACCUCCAACGAGCUGAGUGUCCCUGAAGAGGACGUGGUAUGUCAAGAGAAAUUACUCAAGCCCCUGGAGUGGUUCAUGUGCAAUGGAGAUCCCCGCCUCGUCUUCCAGCAACUCAAGAAGACAGACAGCCCCCCGCAGCUGUGCGGCCGAGUCUUCAAGAUGGGAGAGCCCACCUACUCCUGUCGGGAUUGCGCUAUGGAUCCAACCUGUGUGCUGUGCAUCGAGUGCUUUCAAAAGAGCAAGCACAAAGCCCACCGAUACAGGAUGAACACUUCUGGAGGAGGAGGCUACUGUGACUGUGGUGACAUUGAGGCCUGGAAGAGUGAUCCCUACUGCAGUAUUCACCAACCCAACCCAGAGAAACCAGUACAGGACCCCUUGGAGCAUCUACCUAUUGACAUGCAGUCCUACUCCUCUGCUCUGUUCUGCAUCAUUCUUCACUACUGCUGCGACAUGCUGCUCCAGGAAGACCCUGAAGUACCCAUGGAGGAUCUUCGGCCAAAGAUAAUGGAAGACGCAUACUGCACAAUGCUGUUCAAUGAUGAAAUUCACACCUAUGAACAGGUGAUCGAGACCUUAAAGAAGGCGGUGAAUUGUACACCCAAGGAAGCUGUUGAUUUUGCAACAAUUGUCGACAGAGAGGGGCGGAGCACAGUGCGUAAUGGUUUCUACAAGGAUUGUGAACGUGCUCGCAACAUCAUCAAACGCACCACCUCCCUGCACGACGCCAAGUCGCUGAAGGUACAUGUGAUGCACUCCACCGUGGUGGCACAUCAGACGUACAGCCUGAAACUGCUGGGCUGGUUAUCAGAAGUGUCAGCGUAUGCAGAUGGGUUACGUCAGCUUGUCUGUCAGGAGUUGAUGAAGCCACUCCAUGCCUCAGAGUAUACCAUCCUAGAACAGAUAAUGUUGAAUGACACAAAACUCUGGAAAGUUGCACGGAUACAGUGGCAUAAGCUGUUCAUGAGCACUCUUCUCAUGGACAUGGAAUACAAGAAGAAAUUUGCCAUCAUGUUCACCAAGCACUAUAGUCAGAUACUGCACGACUUUGCUGAGGAUGACCAUGACCAUGUUGUGUCUGUGACUUCGCUGUCGGUGCAGAUAUACACCGUUCCAACCGUGUCGCGGAUGUUAAUUGCGGAACACAAUCUCUUGGCUGUCGUUCUGAAGACGUUUGUGGACUACACUCAGAAGUUCAGAGAGGGACCAGGGACUGGAAAGUUCCGAUUCCAGCGGAUCAAUCUCAAUGGACUUCGUCGCUUCCACUUUGUUCUGAUUGAUCUAAGGUACAUCUUGUCCAACAAGCCUGAAGAGUGGACCCCAGCAAUCCGUGACUAUGUGAUGGAGGGAAUCACAGUGUUGUUGAAUCUCCUCAGUGCCAUGCAUGGAAUGGAUCAAGUGGUGAGGCAGGUUGGGAAACACAUUGAAAUUGAGCCGGAGUGGGAGACGGCCUUCAAUCUCCAGAUCAAACUCAGUCCCUGCUUGACUCUGUUUCUGGACUGGUGUGCCUUAGAUCGAUCCCUGCUCUUGAAGGCAUACCGUGCUGCCAUGACCAUGCUGCGCAAAAUUACCCACAACUGUUCUGAGAAGGAGGUUGAAGUGGCUAACCACAAGACAAAGUGCCUUGUCUACAAUGUGUCCAUCCAGCCGGUGACUGUCCACUGCACGCUGGUCCGGUUCUUGGCAGGUUUGCAACUCGGGCUCAGCAGGUACAAUCUUAGCUACCUGUCCGAUGGCUUGCUACCCCCGUAUCCACUGUCACCCUUGGAGCUGAUGGAGGAACCGUUGCGGACUCAGGUCUUGAUGGCUCAGGUCUAUGCUGCCAUGUGGAGACGUAAUGGGUACUCGUUGCUAAACCAGAUCUACUACUAUCAGAAUGUGGCCUGCCAGCGAGAGAUGUACGAUAAAGACAUCAUCAUGUUACAGUCUUGUGCCUGUUUGAUGGACAGCAAUGACUUCAUGAUCCGUACUCUAGACCGCUUCAAUCUGGUUCGCUUCCUGAGCGUUGAAUUUGAGGCCAGCUCAACCCCUGAGGACAUCCAGCAGCGAUCCCUUGGAUUGACCAUCAUGGAAGAGUUCUUGCAUCUACUGAUUGUACUGGUCAGCGAGCGAUACAUCCCUGGGGUUGGCCAAGUGACCGACGCUGACCGGGUGCGGAGAGAAGUCCUGCAUCAGCUGUACAUCAACCCAAUGUCACACAGUGAAAUGGUCAAGGCCUUACCCAAAGAUCAUUGUCACGAAACUGGAGUGGAAGAAGUCAUCGAUUCAGUGGCCAAUUUUAAGAAGCCAACUGGAACCAAUGGCAAGGGUCUGUAUGAGAUCAAGCAAGAGUGUCUGGCUGAAUACUCCCCAUUCUUCUAUCACUACUCAAGAGUUGACCAAUCUAAGUCUGAAGAGCAACAGCGCAAGAGAAUGAAGCAAGAGAAACCUAAACAAGCUGGUUGUCCUCCUCUGCCACCGCUUCCAAGCCCCAACUUCAAGAAUCUCCCUCAUCUUCUAGACAAUGACGUCCUCAUUUUUGUCUUGGUUACCAUCGUCCGCCGGACAGUGGAGCAGAUCCGUCAAAUCUUUUCAGAGCACUCCAUACACAGGGCUUUGUACUUAACGGGGCUGGCUGUACUUGAAGAGAAGAGACACAUGAGCAUGGGAGAACAUUUUAACUUCCUUGAAAAAGCUAUGAAAGGCGAGCCAAGUUUCCUGGAUCUACUUAAGAAGCUGAAAGGAAACCCUACAGUGGAGCCCCACAAGGAGCUUCUAGCUUGGGUCUUACAGAACAUCACCGAACUGCAGCUCAUGAAAGGGGAGUCCUCCACCGCCUCCUUGGCACCGUCGUGCUCCGCCCCUGAGACUCAGGACGAGGAGCAGCGCAAGCAAGAGGCAGAGCGGCAGCGGAGGGCGGAGCUUGCCAAGAAAAAGAGGGCGCACGCGAUGGACCAGAUGAAGGCCAUGCAGCGUAGCUUCAUCCGACAGAACCCAGAGUUCUUUGAGCAGACAGCUGAGGGCAGCAGACACGAGAGGACAGCCUCCACCUCCAGCAUGGACACAGUGGACAUGUACUUUCCGUCUAGUCCAGUUGAGGAUACAUUAGUAGCACUGGGUCCAUCACACAGUUGUCCGCUGUCAGAUGAGAUGUCCAAGGUGACCUGUAUACUGUGCAUGGAGGAGUCCGAGAUCAAACCAGAUGGAGAGUGUCUUGUUCUGCCCAUGUUUGUCCAGAGGUCUACGGUACUGUCCAAAGCUCGAAACAGAGAUUUAGGAAAUCCAGAUGAGCUAGAUCCACUGUUCGUGUCCUCGCAGUUGAUCUGGGGAGUGCAUGCCAGCACCUGUGGACACGUCAUGCACGCUGACUGCUGGCAAGGGUAUUUUGAGUCCCUGGUUCUCAGGGAGCAGCGGAGGACUUUCCGUUACCGUAACAACCUCAUCUAUGACCUGAGCCGACAGCAGUAUCUCUGCCCGUUGUGUAAGACCAUUGGCAACACUGUCAUCCCUGUGCUGUCACCACUACAGUUUCUGCCGCUGGAGGAACAAAGUGACACAUUGAGCAGUAGCUUCCAGAAUUGGCUGGCCCUGGUGAAAGGAAUGGUACACUCCGGUAUUAAGCCACCUCAGCAGCCUGGAUCAGAUCCCUUGGAUCUAUCCACUUCGGCAGAGGGGUCACAGGCAGAAAUGGAGGGACCUACGGGCUCAACCGAAGAAAUGGAAGAGAUGGGCAGUGCAGAUCUGGAUAAGCAAAUAUUCAGUGGCACAGGACUCCUGGAGACGUUAGGCGAUGCAGCCUCCCAGACCUUUGAAAGGCUAGAGACGCUAGGAGAUGCUGCCACACAGAAAUUCCAGAAAUUCUACGCCCUUCUGCAAGGCUCCAAUUUCCCCUUUUCCAAGAGUGUCCAGGAGAUGAUUCGUAUGUUUUCCAAGACGGCAUACACUGUUGGUCUUGGUGUAAUGCCUGACGAUGAGAAUGAAAGGGUCUCCAUCAUGUCCUGGAACAUUUGUGCAUACACAAUACAGUCAACUGAGGUGCUAUUGAGAAGCAAGGCCAAGCCAUUAUUCGGAGAGAUGACAUCUAGACAGAUUGAAGGAUUAAGAGCCUUAGUGCGCUUUGCCACUGUCAACACGUUCUACUCCAACCAGGCCCAUAUCCAGAAGCAUGUGAUCCGACUGCUUUCAGUAUUUUCUCUGGAGCAUACAAAUACUGGGCCAUGUCUGCUUGAUAUCGACGUAUUUUCACUGCUGGUCAGUGUGUGCUUAUCAGGGGCUACUGUGCAGGCAAGUGACAGGGCGACUGGAUUGAAGGCUACUGUGUCCACCAUGCCCACUGAGGGCCACCAUGCCCUGAGAGCUGCACUGACGGCACACCUUGUACAGCUACUACUCACAGUGCAGAUAGCAAGUCAAGAUGAGGAGUCCUGCAUGGAUCAGGACGGAUGCAGUAACCAACAGGCUCAGGCCAUGCUGCAGGCAUACAUCAGGAUAAGAAGAUUAGCGGGCAUUUCUGUUGAUGUUCAUCCCGAUCCCUGGAUGCUGUUGGAAGUCAUCCGCUCCUCCUGCCUCCCCUUUCUGAGGUGUGCCACAAUCUUCUUCCAUUUCGUCACCGAUGUGCCCACACCGAAAGAGCUGAAGGCCUCAUGCCUAGAUGAGUCCGAACCACUUUGUCGCUACCUCGCCAUGCCAUGUGACCUUUCUAGCCUGGUAUCUGAGGAACAAGAACCUUUUAUGCUGGACCUAAUCGCAGCUUGGUGUCAACAUCCAGACUUGAAGUUAAAGCUCAGUGACUCUUGUGGAGAUCUUGUUCGGUUCUCGAUGGAAAUCAACAGGCUGAUAGAACUACCUGAAGAUUACAGUGACCUGAUGAAUAACGUGUCCAUGUUUACGUGUCCGAAGGCCAGCGGUGCGCAGAGUGACAGCAGAGCUCCUGCGUUGUGCCUGGUGUGCGGUGCUGUGGUCUGCUCACAGAGCUACUGUUGUCAGACGGAGAUUGAUGGUGAGACGGUCGGCGCCUGUACCUCCCAUGCCAUCACCUGCGGGGCUGGAGUGGGCCUGUACCUGAGAGUGCGAGAGUGCCAGCUUCUGAUGAUGUCGGCAAAGAACAAAGGCUCUGUACACCAGACACCCUAUCUGGAUGAAUAUGGGGAACCAGACUUAAAUCUUAGGCGUGGCAACCCUCUCCACCUGAGCCAGGAGCACUACAACCAGCUACAUCAGACCUGGCUGUCCCACAGUAUACCCUCGCAGGUAGCCCACAGACUAGAAGCCAACAAUUCGCUCCUGACCAUCGACUGGCAGAAUCUGUAGUCUCAGAAGGAGAUACGACUAUGGUGAUAUUGACAUCACAGGUGCAAUGCAACUUGACCUGCAUAGAGCAUAGCACUCUUUUCUUUGUCCUAAUAAACGUUCAUAGUACAUUGCUGCUUGUCAUUUAUUUCAUGGAGGCCAUUACAGAGGUUGAAAUUAUGGGCGAAAAAACAAUUUUCUAACCCAGUUUGUUCAAACUAAUGUUUGUGAUGCUGUACGUGAAUGUACUAUACCAGACUAAAAUUUUAAUGAUGUUCGAGCACAGUCUGUGUCUAAUGCUACCCGUUACUAACGGAGUCAGCUAUGCAGAAUGGUCCCGUGACUUGUGAAAGUUAAUUGCCCAAGAGCAGUGGCACUUUAAGAGCUUUAAUAGAAUCCUGAAUUGGGACGCAUCGAAUUCUGGAAAUACUUUAAAAAUAUGCUUGUUGUCUAUGCCGGAUUUUGGACAGAUUGGUGCUUAGAGGUACAUGUGUAGUAGGGUUCAGCGUCUAGUGGAAACGAGUUUUAUAUCUCUGGCAAAUGACAUUUAAAUGGUGUACAUGCAUGUAGAAUUUAAGAGGGUUGGGUUUUGGGGUUGGAGUAGGGUUGAGGGAAAGGUCGGUUUGUGAAAGUGGGUGGGGCUCCACUCGUAGCCCCUCCCAUGCUGUGGUGUUUCACAUUCUGCUGAUAUGCUUCAUAUUCUUGCUUAAAGCAAUGGCAAUGCAUUGCACCUCAUCACACAUGGCAACAGAGCCAGUCGCUCAUAUUGAAUAACCUUCCUACAGAGACUGCAUGCCAUCUCUAGUGGUGCUUAAUCUUUAAUUCAAAUCCAGAAAUACUGGCUGAACUGUAAUACAUAAUUUCCCGAACUAUUGAUAUCGGCUGCUGGCUUGUUUAGUUUUUAGAAUCAUUUUUAGUUCAUGACUCAUUUUUUUUCUUCUGUUUGUCAUCUUAUGAAGGAUUGAAUCAGGUCUCCCUGAGAGUUACUUUAACCUCUGAUCUGAGCCAAACCUGAUUGGUUGACAGUGUAAUGUAAAAUUUGCAUGUUAAAAGUUCUAUUAACAGAGAUGCUUGUGUUGUGCAGAGAGGUAUCUGCAGGUAUUUUUAUUUUUGAAGGAUGCACUAAUGAGUAUGAUAUGAGUGACAGCGUUAAGAACUUGAAAAGUAAACUACAAUGUAUCUAUACUAAGCAUAUGAUCCCAGGAGCACUACCGUUUGAGUAUCUAUGACUCUGUUCCUUGUAACUUGUGUUUCUGUUGAUAUUUCAAGUGCAUUAAUUUGAUUUUUAUCGUUGAGUGGUUUAUCUGUUAAUUUGGCACAGUGCAUACGUUCUGUUUAAAACCCCUUACACAGUGUCCUGUUAUUUUCAUUCAGAUUCAGAGGAAUGAUUAUAUUUCCAAGUAGGUCACUUGGGAGACAUUUUGUGGUAAAUUUUUCAACAUUAGGGAGACAUCGGUCAUUAGGGAGACAUUUUGCU